This is a messenger RNA of Aspergillus caelatus, 895 nucleotides long. RefSeq names its product 60S ribosomal protein L28. Bases 263 to 736 code for a protein of 157 amino acids. NCBI's taxonomy places the organism in Eukaryota, Fungi, Ascomycota, Eurotiomycetes, Eurotiales, Aspergillaceae. The transcript has 5 exons. Gene Ontology annotation, cellular component: cytosolic large ribosomal subunit; ribosome. Gene Ontology annotation, molecular function: structural constituent of ribosome. The record is from RefSeq and is a predicted model, not a curated record. Gene Ontology annotation, biological process: translation.
GUACCACGACAACCCGGUAGCCUGGGGAGAUCUACUAGUCACGGCGAACUGCGGAAGAGGCAAGUGGCUGAACACUUCUUGCUGCCUUCGAUCUGAGGCAGCAACCCUGUUUCAGGCGCUAAUCCUAAAGAGGUCCGCUUAGCGAGAUCGCGGACUUCCAUUCUUGGCGCUGGCACACACAAUCCACGUUCAGUAUACCAGCCUUUGUGUUGAUAGAUUUCGAUCCGUCCUCAAUCCACCAGCCCGAAAGAGAUAAUUUACAAUGGCCGCCCAAAGACAGAACGUUUCCAGCGACCUGGUCUGGCAGCUCACCCGCAACCAGAAUGCUUUUCUGGUCAAGCGUAACAGCGGUGGUGGCUCUCAGUUCUCCCGUGAUCCUUUGAACCUGCAGAACAAGCACUCUUUCAAGUACGCCGGAUACGCCAACACCAAGGCUGUUGGUGUGCAGCCCACUGAAAACGGUGGCGUUGUUGUUAUUACCAAGAAGUCCGGCAAUUCCCAGCAGCCCGGAAAGAACGCCGUUCGCGUGACCUUUGGACCCAAGGCUUCCUCUCGCAAGAUCUACAAGGGUGUUGCAGACAAGACCGCAAAGAACGGCUACCGUGCUGACCUCCGUGAGGACGCUGUUGCUCGUGUGAGCGCCAUUCGCCGUUCUCAGAAGCCUAAGAAGGAUACUCCUCCCCAGAAGCCCAGAGGUGCUCAGGCCCGGAAGGCCGUUGAGCAGGAGUCAGCAUAAAUGAUAGGACUCGGAGACGAGUAGUCGCAAGGGUUGGGCGCAUCAAGCAUAGUGGCGCCAUGCUGGUCAAGGGCGGAAGCGUCCAUGUAAUUUAGCAAUACUGCUACGGGGGCAAAUGUGCACCAGGCCAUUCAAAAAGAGAUUUAAAGAACCAAAAGA